This is a messenger RNA of Marasmius oreades (fairy-ring Marasmius), 899 nucleotides long. RefSeq lists its product as uncharacterized. The coding region runs from base 80 to 670 and encodes 196 amino acids. The record is from RefSeq and is a predicted model, not a curated record. Gene Ontology annotation, biological process: post-chaperonin tubulin folding pathway; cytoplasmic microtubule organization; tubulin complex assembly. Gene Ontology annotation, molecular function: alpha-tubulin binding; microtubule plus-end binding. The transcript has 4 exons. Lineage: Eukaryota; Fungi; Basidiomycota; Agaricomycetes; Agaricales; Marasmiaceae. Gene Ontology annotation, cellular component: cytoplasm; nucleus; microtubule plus-end.
GAUUUCUGUGGGCGGAGCUGUAGCGGAGUUUCGCGUCGCUCUGUCGUUACCACCACCAUCGUCCUCUUCAAGCGUCGCGAUGUCGAGCACAUUGAAUCUCUUUGUUGUCUCCCCUGCGACUCGAUCUGAACGGCGACUUGAUCCUCACAUCACUGUCGAGCAACUCAAGUCCAAACUGGAGUUUAUGACGGGAAUUCCAACUGCGAACCAGUCUAUUUCUCUUCUUAAUUCUGAGCAUGACGAUAAGGUUAUCGCACGAUUGACGGAUGAUUCAAAGAUGCUUGGGUUUUAUGGGCCAAAAGAUCUUCAAGUUCUAAAAGUAGAGGAUCUCAAUCCAUCCGCGAGCUUUACUGGACAAUUGACGGACGUAUCACAAGUUGAAAAGUUUGAAAUGAGUGAUGAGGCAUAUGCCCAACGACAAGACAGUGUCUUGGCGUAUAAACAGCGCAACAAAGUCGGACGGUUCGCUCCGAAGGAAGAAGCCACUGUGCACAAAGUACCUGAGGCGAACAUACCAUUGGAUUCACGAUGCGAAGUAGAAUCCACUGAGGCCGGGCUGAGUAAACGAGGGACAGUGCGAUUCGUGGGACAGACAAAAUUUGGAUCUGGAGGGGGUCUAUGGGUAGGCGUCGAAUAUGACGAACCUUUUGGAAAGAAUGAUGGAUCGUGAGUGGCUUCUUGGACUUUGAGCGCUAGCUGAUGUGAUUGUAGCGUCCAAGGCGAACGGUAUUUCACUUGCAGACCCAAUUAUGGCGCAUUCGUUCGACCUGAGAAAGUAAAAACAGGAGAUUAUCCGGUUCUCGAACUGGAUCUUGAGGACGAAGAAAUGUAACCAGUAAAAUACCUUAGUAUCGUCGGUUACUGAAGAGAAGGCACACGAAUACACGUUGAAAGUGACA